Heterocephalus glaber (naked mole-rat) is the source of this 5269-nucleotide messenger RNA. It is a transcript of the gene Tnfrsf11a, whose product is annotated as TNF receptor superfamily member 11a. The record is from RefSeq and is a predicted model, not a curated record. Lineage: Eukaryota; Metazoa; Chordata; Mammalia; Rodentia; Bathyergidae. Gene Ontology annotation, biological process: ossification; lymph node development; response to interleukin-1. Gene Ontology annotation, cellular component: external side of plasma membrane. Gene Ontology annotation, molecular function: tumor necrosis factor receptor activity; cytokine binding.
CGGCGCCUAGCCGGCCUGCACCGCGCCAUGGCCCCGCGCACCCGGCGGCGCGGCCCGCUGCCCAGGCUGCUGGCGCUGUGGGUGCUGUUCGCCCCGCUGCAGGUAACCUUUCAGGUCACUCCUCCGUGCACUAGUGACAGGCAUUAUGAGCAUGCUGGGCGGUGCUGCAACAAAUGUGAACCAGGAAAGUACAUGUCUUCUAAAUGCACUACUACCUCUGACAGCGUGUGUUUGCCCUGUGGCCCAGAUGAAUACUUGGAUACCUGGAAUGAAGAAGAUAAAUGUUUGCUGCAUAAAGUGUGUGACACAGGCAAGGCCCUGGUGGCGGUGGAUCCCGGCAACCAUACGGCCCCGCGGCGCUGCGCCUGCACGGCUGGGUAUCACUGGAGCCAGGACUGCGACUGCUGCCGCCGCAACACAGAGUGCGCGCCGGGCUUCGGCGCUCAGCACCCCUUGCAGCUCAACAUGGACACACUGUGCAAGCCUUGCCUUGCGGGCUACUUCUCAGAUGCCUUUUCUUCCACUGACAAAUGCAAACCCUGGACCAACUGUACUGUCCUUGGAAAGACAGAAGAACAUCAUGGGACAGAGAAAUCAGAUGUGGUUUGCAGUUCUUCUCUGCCAUCUAGAAAACUGCCAACGGACCCCCAGAUUUACUUGCCCAGUUUAAUCAUUCUGCUUCUCUUCAUGUCUGUGGCAUUAGUGGCUGCCGUCAUCUUCGGUGUUUACUAUAGGAAAAGGGGGAAAGCAGUAACAGCAAAUUUGUGGCACUGGGUCAAUGAUGCUUGCAGUCGCCUAAGUGGAAAUAAGGAGUCCUCAGGUGACAGCUGUAAUGGUGUUCACUUGGCAGCCUCUCCUCAGCUCAAAGUGUGUGAAGGUGUCUUACUGCUGAAUCUGGAGGAGAAGAUGAUUCCACAAGAUACGUGCUGUCCAGACGGUGCCGGUGUCUUUGGAGGUGCAUGUGCAGGAGCUGGGCCCUGUGCACAGGGUGAAGAAGCCGGAACAUUCUCUUUGGUUGAGAUUGAGGGGGACUCUUUCAGGCAGAUUCCCAUGGAAGAUGAGUACAUGGACAGGCCCUUGCAGUCUUCAGAAUGUUCACUGUUCCAGACCCAGCCUGGAAGCAAAUCUACACCGCCUUUCUCUGAACCCCUGGAGGUGGGAGAGAAUGACAGUCUAAGCCAGUGCUUCACAGGAACUGAGAGCAUGGUGGAUUCAGAAAGCUGCAACUUCACGAAACCCCCAUGUAGGACUGACUGGAUUCUUGAGUCCCCUGAAAAAUACUCACAAAAAGAGGUGGAAGAUGGCAGUUGCCCAUACUGGGCAGCUGGUGCCAGCUUGGCAGACAACUGCAUAGGCUGUGGGAACCCUCCUGGGGAGGACCGUCAACCCCUCGUGAGUUCCUUGCAAUGUGGACACUUGCCCCAGUGUGCCUAUGGCAUGGGCCUCCCCACUGAGGACAUAGCCGGCAGGGCAGAGUGGGGUGACACACCCCAGGAUGGGGAUGAUGUGAGGCUUCCAGGCUCCUCAAAAAGAGGCACUGGAUCUGGGAGCUCCCCCAGUGAUCAGACACCUGUAUCUGGAAAUGUGACAGGAAACAGUAACUCCACGUUCAUUUCCAGCGGACAAGUGAUGAACUUCAAGGGCGACAUCAUCGUGGUCUACGUCAGCCAGACGUCGCAGGAGGGCGCGGCGGGGCCGGGGGGCGCGGGCGCGGAGCCGGUGGGCCACCCGGUGCAGGAGGAGACUCUGGCGCGCUGCGACUCCUUCGCGGGCAACGCGCCACGCUUCCCGGACACGUGCGCGGCCGCCGAGGCGCUGCGGGAGCCGGACAAGGCCUCGCGGCCGGUGCAGGAGCAGGGCGCGGCCUGAGCGGCCCCUGUGCCGGGCCUCGUAAUCGGGCACCGCGGAGCACCGGAUCCUCCUGACCUUGGCCGAGAUCAUACAGGUGUGCAAAGUUACCUGACGUUCUUCACCCGCCUUCAGAGAACCAGACUUUUCAAAAAGUCAAGAUGCAUUGUGACUACUUACUGUUAGCACUGCCUCUUAACCCCUCACACAGGUACAUACUGCUCGCUGCCAUCUGGGUUGUCCACCUUUUACUGCUGUUUAUGGCUCUCUACCCCUACCCUCGCUCAUGAUCACUUCAUCAGUAACUGUCUCUUUUUGGCAUCUUUGGUUUAUGACUGUCCUGUUGAAGUCUGUAUUUUCCUCCCUAUGUUUAUAUUUCACUUUCUUUCAUAACAUAUUUCUUGAUACUUUUUUCCUGCACCUUUUUUUUUUUUCCUAUUUAAGGAGUUUUUCAAAAGUCUUCUUCAAGGUGAUAUAUACAUAUAUAUACAUAUAUCUUCUCACAGUACUCUGUUGAUGGCUUUCCAAGUGUGCAUCUAAGAACUUUCAGGGAAAGGCUAGAGCUGUAAAGCCUGGAAUGAGGGGCAGGGUACGUGUAAAGGGACUUUUAUUUUCUGACAAAUAUUACGUGUCCUCUUUUUGCUAAAAGGAAGAAAAUGAAAUCUUGUUUUUCCCCAUGAAUGUUUUAAAGUUUGUAUAGCUCCUGGACCAGAACUAGAUUCAAUGCAUGCCCUUGUUCAUUUAUGCACACUAUCAGAGACCACAGAUAUUUGGCAGCUAGCUAUCCAAAAAAAAAAAAAAAAUGGCAUCUUCAUCUCUAAAACUUGCUACAGUUGGCAUUCUUAAUCUUGUUGUCUCUGUGGAGAAGAUGAAGAAAAAUAGUAGAACACUGGUUCUGUCUGCCACAAAGUGAAAAGAAGGUGCCAGCAAAGUUCAAGAAGGAAUAAAGUUGACAUUAAUUUAUAUUUUCUCCUUCUAGAGAUGAAUGCCAUAAAUACGUUUAAGCACUAGGGCCUCCUUUCUUCCUAAAUAAUUGUGCAUCUAUAUCUUAGCCUUGAAGAAAAUAUCCCUAAUUUUUCCAGUGUAUUUAAAUUACAAACCAAAUCCUCAUGUUGUGAAUAUAAAAGAGCUUAUUAUCCUACAGGUGCUUUUCUCUUGGGAUUGGAAACAGAAUGUAAGUCAGUCUGGAAUGAAGUCACCUGGGUGGAUUUACCUGCUGUGGCCAAUGAGCACUGGUUUUCCUUGAUACUGGAGAAACGAUAAAACACCUAAGUAAUUAAAAGUAAUUUUGCACAUCUGGUAGAUGGUAAGAGUGUUAAUGGUGGUCACUGUGCAGACUUUAAUGGCCAUAAAUGUCCACCUAAAGAGAAAGGCUAUGCAUUGUUGAGUCUCUCUCCUGGUUUCAGUUCUCCUGUAACUGCUGGGUGGUAGCAGUUGAUUGUGACUUUUUAUGCAGAAGCAGUGGACAGCUCUAUAAUUUAUGGGAUCUUCACUCUGCAGGAGUAAAGAACUACAGGAAGUAACUGUAGUGCCAGAAUGAUCUGUUGGUGGGAAUUUACCAUCUUUUCUUCCCUUUUAGUUAACAUCCAUCCAGAGUGAGAUAUAACAAAAAUGGGGGGAAAAUUAUACCUUUUGAUUCACAACAUAUUAAACAGACAAAAUAAUAGUUCAGAAAGUAGGUUGCUGAGCUAAAAACCCACAUUUUUACUGUGACUGUCAUUAUCUUACUUCACCUCUCUGCUUUCAUUUUACUUUCUAUAAAAUGAUCAAUAAUGAUAAUUUAUCAUAGUUUUUCUACCCAGAGAUUAUCAAAUGGAUGCCACAGUGAAUGUUAAAAAUACCUUGAGCUCCUUAAAUAAAGGUGUUACCAUUAAUACAUUAGAAUCUAAUUUCAGAAAAAGUAAUAUUCGUUCCCAUAGAUCUCUACUAAUGCUGUAUCAUUCCAAAGACAACUAAAUGAUAGGAAGUGGAUAGCAAAUAUAGGUCUGUGUAUAGAGAGGUAGCUGACAGAUGUAAACAGAAUGAAAUGAAAGCAAUAAUAAAAAAUUAUUUGGGGGACAUGAUAAAGAGAUUAUUAAAUUUAUAUUUGACCAUAAAGGACUUUUCAUGGCUUGGUAAAACAGGGUUCAUUAUGGCCUCAUAAUCCAACAUGUUGGUUUUAUUUUGUCUUUUUGGUGAUUCUCUUGACAACAGACUUGGGAGAAAAAAACUCUUUGAUGAUGUAUCUGCUGUUAAUCUCACAAGAAAACUAAGUACAGUCUGGCUACCUAGUAAAAAAGAUGAAAGCUAAACUACCUAUAGAGGGUAAUGUUUUCUACCCACAUUUACUUGCCUACUAGAAGGCGGAAUUAAUUUCUUUUUCUACCUGAGAAUGUAAAACUUAAUAAUGUGUGGAAACUUCAUGGAGCAGGGGAAAGGAUUUUUACUGUGUAACAACCCAUUCCAACACUCAGUGGCUUAAAACAAUGGCUACUUAGCUUAAAUUUCUAUGGGUUGAAUUAGCUUGAGUGGUUUUUCAGGCUUAGAUCCAGCAAGGCUGGACUCCCUCACCCAGUUGUGGAGAGCAGGCUGGUUGGUGGGGUGGGCUAGGCUAGCCUGAGCCUUCUCCUCACGGUUCCUUGUCCUUCCACCCACCAAGUGGAGCUGAUUCUUAUGGUGGUGUCAGGGUCCUGAGAAGGCAGGCAUAACCCUGCCAGGCUUCUUGAGAUAUAGGCAAUAAUUGGCACACUUUCCUUCAGCCACUUCUGUUGGCCAAAGCAAGUCAAAAGACCAGUGCAGAUUAAAGAGAUAGGGAAACACCCCCAAAGGAAGAGCUGCAGGGUAGCAUAGUGGGGUGGGUACAAGGAGGGGACGAUGAGGACCCUUUUGCCAUGUAUCCAGGGACAUUGUUUGGAACAAAAUGGUGCAGAGAAGGGUCCAUCUGGGAACAAAACAGGCACAUUUCCCAGGCCCUGAUAAAUGAAGGAUUCCCUCUCCUGUAACCGAAUUCCUCCAGUGGAAGAGAUAGCCACAUUCACAUGUACAUAUCAAAAUCUCUUCCAGAGUAAUUGGAGGUGAUUUGGGAAUUGGGUCUAUGAUACUACUGCUGUACUUUAUUGCACAGAAAACUGAAACAUGACUGUUUAUAAAACCAAGAAAACUGAUGAGAUGCUUUGGGUAGAGGAACAUGUUAAGGAGGUAAAAGAUCUAAUGUUCACCUUUACUCUGCUUCAACAAAUGUUUUUUAUAUACUGGGCAAAAGGGUGACAUGAGCCAAGCACUGUCUUUGGUGGACAUGUGGUGUAUUAUAGACAUGUUUGCUCUUAGCAGUCUUAAAUGAAUAUGAUUCCCUUAGUUUAUCUUCUUUGGAACACUGUAUGGUGCUCUGGGUGCAAGCUGCACAGCCUGAUUUGGGAGAGGGAAUAAAGCUUUCAAGGCCCUG